GAGAAAUCAUGGACGAUGGUCUGCUGUAGGGGGCAAUCAUUUUCUCCUAUCCAAAACAUGAAGAUGCCUCAUUGCUUGUCAAUCUCCCGCGGACACGAGCAGCAUGCGCGCUGCAGCAGAAGGACAUGGGUUGCUACCGUCCUAUGUCAUGUUUUGCGACGGAGUUGCUUGUUAUUUGCGACACCAGCGCAUGCAUUGGAGCCGACACAUAAUGUAGCCGAGAGUGAGUCGCCAUCACGGCAAGAGUGGGGGCUGAGCGAUUAUCGUUCUGCUCUGAAGGCCUUUGCUGCUCAGUCAAUGCUGGACUUGCAGUCUGGGCGGUUCGUGCCACUGGAAAUGAGGAGGAGAAAUGCACCACAGAUGAAUAUGGAUGAUGUUUAUUCCCUGCGUACGACGAUCGAGGCUCCCCCAUAGGCUAGACGUUUUUGAGGGGAAAAGGGUAGCCGUGAUGGUCUCGCUAGAUGGAAAAAACGUCAUCCAUAAUUACCGGCCCGAUCAUUUCCGCGAACAAUGAAGAACUAGACCAUCAAGACGACUAUGAACGAAUUUUAUGGUCCGCUUAUCCGCGCUCUGAUAUGGUGAAGUCGACUCUCAACGAUAGUCGUGGAACAAAGAGGAGUGAGAAUCGUCCAGAACAGUUGCCCUCUGCAACUCGUCUUCUAGAAGCAAGAACAGCUUCCUUACUGCAGACAGUCGCCUCAUUCACUACUCCGAGUUCGAAAGUCUAUGACGGCGGUUUGCGGUUUCUACCACUGCGCCGGACACUGAAGACUGCAGAUGCGCCUGUUGGAGUGCUCAUUGGCUUCGACGCCAGUUCCAAAUCCUUCGAUAUUUUACAUGGCGUGACACUAGAGCUUUUGGCUACUUUGGAUACUACGAAACGCGUUAGCCCCCGUCGUAGAAUACGAAAACAGGAGGCCGUUUACGGUUUUACCGAAACGACUUCUUUGACAGACGAUGAAGGUAAUGGAAAGGUGGACGAAAUGACGAGCCAACAUCUUCCUGACAGUGAAGAACCUGAUUCACGGCCCACUAAUUUGGCUGAGGAACAACAGGAUAGGCUGGUGUCCACACCGAUGGGCGCGGCAGAAGAUGACCCUGAUAAUACUGACAGAGACAAGUGUUUGGAGCUGCUACGUGGCGACAUGAAUAUAACUGUCUUACCCAGCCACUGCAAAGAAAUUCAUAAUGACACGAGCGUGGUUAACAACGAUGAAGAAAUGACAAGUGAGGCUGAAGAUGAGGAAGCAGAGGUGACACCUCUGCAACCCGAGUGUCAUGGAACAGGAAGUUUCGAUGUGGCCGUGCUCGGUCAGGAGAAAUUCCUCAUUUUUCAAACAAAAGGCGGCUUGCUGGCGCAGGUGAAAGUGUUGGCUUCAAUAGUCAGACCGAGUGACCGCGUUGUCGUGCGUUUUGCGGAGACGCAGGUGAGCCCCGUAUUUUCUUCAGGAGUCGAAGGUGAUGAUGUGCAACUACAACCUGACUCUCCUAGAACCCUGAAAGGAACCAUACACUGGAUGAACGUCACGGACGUUUGUAGGAAGGACACGGAGCUUGCGAACACGCGCAGCGAAGAAACAGAAACUGAUCGUGAAGAUGAAGGUAGCAGAAAAGUGAACAACAACAACGGAGCCCUAACUUUGUCGGACAUCAAGCUAACGUUCGUGCCAGGUCGCUCUUCGGUGACACGGGACGCGCGUUUUGUCUUCGUUACUAGAGCAGAGGAAGACCACUCUGGAACGCUUUUGACUGUCAAUCGUCGAGUCGGUAAGCGUGUGCGGACAGUAGCGUUGUUUCCUACAACAGCUCAAGAAACUCCUGGUAGUGAUGAUGAAGUAGGAAGCAUCCAGUCGAUCGCGAAGACUGUAAGCGCUGGAGCGCUGAUACGCACAGAGCACGCGGUCGCUAUGUAUGGUGGAUUCACCGGCGAUUUCCAGGCCCUGCCUUGUCGUUUCCCUCACCGCCGCGUUGUAGCCGCUCUACCGCACUUCGACGGCGCAAGAGCGUACAACAGACUAUUUUCAUUGAAUCAGUGAUGUGCUACGUACUCGACAUGAUAGGAUGUUUUAACUUUUAAUACGAAGAUGAAAAGGCACAUAUAAUUUUUAUUCCUCACUCAAGAACAUCCGACCUUGAAAUUAAGUUUAAGAAUAGUCCGCCUUCCCUAUGAUUUUAUGAUUCAUCGCUCAAUUACACCAGUUAUGUGGCUUUUCGCGAUGGUGGCUUGGCUCUUGUUCACUUGAAAGAGCCCGAUUCGAUGGCUCAGUCGAAAAAACAAGAGGCUGCCAUUAAGCAGAGUGCCCCUCCUCAGUGUACGAUAGCGCGCAAUUUUCCCAUCGGUGGUGGCGACACCUUCUUUGCCUCGCUCGCUGCGAUCGAAAAUUACAUCGUUGGGGCUGCGGUCGUGACCGGUAGUGGUGGAAGCAGCAAGCCGAAAAUUGGAACCAAUGAUGCUAUUUCAAUCGAGGUUUCGUUUUUCUGCCUCUACGUGAAUCGCCCACCACUUAGGGAACGUUUAGAGUUGACUCUCUCCUCCAACGAGCAGCUGCUAGAGGUAGAAGAGUGGGGAUAUCAAGUGGGCGGUGCUCAUGUUGAAGACGACGUCAAGGUCGAGUUGCUAACACUGGAAGGCCCAGGUAUAGCGCGAAGGAAUACCAGGAGAAUUCUGUGGCUGCACGUGUCAUCCUCAAUGUCUCGCACAAGCACGAUACUGGCGUUAGAGAUUCCUCACUUGCCUUCAUGCAUACCUGUAAAGGAGAAUAGAGGCUCCUUCGGAAGGAGACGGGCACCUGGCUAUACGUCGUGGCUCGAAAUUUUCGCGAAACAUCCUGGCCCAGCAGGGCUGUUUUGGGGAGGUGUUAUAUUUCUCGUCUAUUUCAGUGCCACUUUCAAGAGGAAAAGGAAGAAGACAAAAGGACCCUGGCGGAAUAAAGACGGCCUUCUUGAUUCAGAAAGGUCUUCUGAGGCUUUUAAGGAGAGUGCGAGGAGAGCGGAACAAACCUCUAGUCCUAGCGCAGCACACCUCGAUGGCGAUGAGGACGAGGAGUAUGUCAAACUGUUUUCUGGGCGUGAGAAAGAUGAUGAUAGGGGAGAUUAUGGGCCAAGUUCUGGCGCAAGGAACAACAACAACAAGGACGAUGGAAAAAGUUGCAGAAGUAAGAGCAGUGCAUCGCAAGACCUGCGAGAACGAUAUGUUCGACAUAUUUUGCGAAAGAAGAUGCGGGAAGAUGCAACAGAAUUACAGCGAAAGAGCCCUAAAAAAGGCUAGAGCUUCGGAAAACCGAAACACGG
This is a messenger RNA of Amoebophrya sp. A25, 3291 nucleotides long. The record is from the annotation of a GenBank genome assembly. NCBI's taxonomy places the organism in Eukaryota, Dinophyceae, Syndiniales, Amoebophryaceae.